UCUGCUUGGAGAUUAGCGUUUUAGGCCUAACCGCUCCGGAAAGCAGCAUUAUGACCUAUGGAUAAUCCAAUUUGAAAAAAGUGACACACAAACAGGUAAACCAACAAUUGCUAAGUCUCUUACUCUCUGGGCCAUAGAUUUCGUGCCUGUAAUACCAUCGACGUCCUCUCGAUAUGGUGACGAGACCGUCGGGAGCUGACCCGCCUGCGGACAGACCGAGAAUGUCUCCGGCGCGGUGACCUUGAGUGGCUGGAUGAGGAGGAACGACUAGUCUCUACCAGACUUCGGAUCGCUGGAAAAAUCGUAGAAAUGGAACAAAUAGAGGAGAAAGCCGACCAGAGGAAUAUAGCCGGCCAGGGAACAGCACGCGAUCUGCGGCAUUUUUUAAAUUAAUAAAUGUAUAAACAUUGUCUCCAGUGCGUCACACAAUGCUGUUGCCCCAUAUAUACUGCAUAUUAUAGUCGUUUGUGGUCGUUUGUGGUCGUUUGUGGUUAUUUGUGGUCGUUUGUGGUGUUUAGGCAGACCGGUCCACGGCCUUCCUGAGCGCACGGUCCGCCCUCAAGUCAUUGAUGGUGUGACGAUCUUCCACAACUGGAUCGCUGAGAUCUGACCACAUGGUCUUGGCAGCAUCUUUGACCCUGCUCCGGGCGCGCAGCUUUUCCAGGAAACGCUUCGUGUCCUCGUCCUGGCGCAUGGAAAUGUAUUCCUCGUCCCAUAGGGGAGUUUAGCGCUCGGCAUUUGCCCUUGCCGUGGGGUCCAGGGUGACCCAAAACCGGUAGCAAACAGACCCGGCAGGUCUUUGGCUUGGUCAUGGUAACGUAGGUUCCGGACGCAGGCCGUAGGAAGAAAUAGUGCAACAAACGAUUGGAAAUGGAAGAGAGAGCAGUAGGGACGUCUGGACGCGUGAAGAACCGAAGAGAGAAUGAGGCAGCCAGGGGGAGGUGACCGCCCACGUGGGACAGGGGCGAGACUAGUGGGAGGAGCUAGGAGCGGUGCCAGGCAGUAAUUAAAGAAAAUGACCCCUGUGGGACAUUUUCCCGCGAUUUGAGGUUAUUGUCCGAUGUUCGCAGGUCAUAGGUCACAGAUCGUGAUGUCGUUCCGAAGGUCGCGAAAGUACAUGUAAGACUGUCCCUUUUAUGCCUUUGGGGGAAACUAUGUUAAUACAGGGUGUGACGUACCAUGUGAAGGCUACCAAACAAUAGACAACCUUAGGACAACCACCCUUCACCAUAAGUUUGUCUAACUACGAGUCAAAUCACUAGCACGGUAUAUUCUCAACCACCUGGGCACAUCCCAACUGUGCCUGCAACUAUUAACAGCUCUCUCCACUGACUGACAAUCGAUCCGUAACAGAUGUCCCGGGGUAAGUUUCCCAGAGGAGGAGGCUCUGACGUCAUAGAAAUAGACAACCUGCGAUGCCGUACAGAGAUAGGCAUCAGCCAACACGAGAUCGGAAAAAAGCAGGAAGUCGUCAUCAGUAUUCGCCUGGGGUGUGACGUGGGUAAAGCAGGGAAAAGUGAUGACGUACGUGAUUCCGUGAACUACAGUGAUGUUUCAAAGGACGUCAUCAAUUACGCGGAGUCAACAUCUUUUAACUUGGUGGAGAAACUAGCGACUGAUGUCGCCAGAAUCUGCAUCGCACUCUACAAGGUUCCAUGGGUCCAAGUACGAGUCCACAAACCAAAAGCCGUGCGAUUCAGUGACUCCGUCGGUGUCCUGAUAGAGAGAACAUCAGAAGAUUUCAGCGACAGUGUGGUCUAUCUCUCACUCGGGUCGAACAUCGAGCCCAGGAAGAACCUUAGGGACGCCAUCGCCUUCUUGAAGACGAAAGCCUUGGUGCUGAAGGUGUCUUCAUCAUUUCUUACUCCGCCUCAGUUACAAACCAACCAGCCGGAUAUUGUCAACAUGGCGGCUCAGAUUCUGACGGAAAUGACGCCAACACAGCUGAAAACCUUUAUUUCUGAAAUAGAAGAGGAGCUACUGCGCGUGCGCGAUCCCAACAACAAACACGGCCCCCGAACAGUUGACCUUGACAUCUCUCUCUGGGGGUCAGAAGUGCUGGAGUACAGCAUUGCUGGUACGGAAGAGGGGACCAAUCACAGCCCGCCUAACGGCAAUAAAAAGAAGAAGGUGCCCGACCCAGACGUUCUCCGGUUCGCUCAUGUGGCUGUGCCAUUGGCAGAGAUCUCUCCGCAUCUGAAGCAUCCGACCAAUGGCAGCACGCUAGCCUCCAUUGCCAGGGACAUUACAGGUCGCGAGGAUUACAUCAAUACGUUCCCGAUUGUGGAUCUCUUCCGUUAGAACUUUAAAAUUCAAAAGUACAAGCAUAACGAUGAGCUUUCUAAAUAUGCUUUCCUCAUUAGAUGUUUUAGAGUUCCGGUAUAGAAAAUGGAAGUUUUUAAGCAUUGAUAAAUCUGCUAAUCAAAUCUUACCUCUACCAUCCCUAGAUUAAUUGUCGAAAUGAAGUUUAAAUAUUGAUUAUUAUUGACAAGAAAGGAUCGAUAAGCUUUUCAACAUUUCAAACUUCUUGCAUUGUAUGUACGUAAUGGUGGCAGACAGCAUAUCUAUACGUAUACUUAGCAGUAUGGAAUUAUAGCAGUUAACGGGAUUUAAGGUGCUAUGCUAAGUUACCAACAGGUGAAUACACGUGGAGUUUACAAGUCUACAGUACAGCGUUUCAAUAAACCAGUCUAUAAUGUCACGAGCGGGCUCCUUGCGGAGCGUAUAAAAAUUGAUUUUUUUUUAAUGACAACUAAUGUUUUAGAAUUAGAAGUCAUAAUAUCUGCGCGAGGACGUUGUUUAUUUGUUUGGGCAGCUGUGGACUGACUGUAACCCUCCGAGUCACAUUUUGACAGAAACGCGCCCCAUCUCAAAGUUUCCACAAGAAAAACAAUGUGAAAGCUUUUAGAGGUAUUUAAUACAGUUUGUUUAUACCCCCCCCCCCCCCU
Molecule: messenger RNA, 2948 nt
Organism: Branchiostoma floridae (Florida lancelet)
Lineage: Eukaryota; Metazoa; Chordata; Leptocardii; Amphioxiformes; Branchiostomatidae
Product: folic acid synthesis protein FOL1-like
Exons: 3
Coding region: 1354-2301 (315 amino acids)
Biological process (GO): folic acid-containing compound biosynthetic process
Cellular component (GO): cytoplasm
Molecular function (GO): 2-amino-4-hydroxy-6-hydroxymethyldihydropteridine diphosphokinase activity; dihydroneopterin aldolase activity
Source: RefSeq, a predicted model, not a curated record